This is a messenger RNA of Chrysemys picta bellii (western painted turtle), 3381 nucleotides long. It is a transcript of the gene FOXP1, whose product is annotated as forkhead box P1. Gene Ontology annotation, biological process: regulation of transcription by RNA polymerase II. Gene Ontology annotation, cellular component: nucleus. Gene Ontology annotation, molecular function: DNA-binding transcription repressor activity, RNA polymerase II-specific; RNA polymerase II cis-regulatory region sequence-specific DNA binding. Lineage: Eukaryota; Metazoa; Chordata; Testudines; Emydidae. The record is from RefSeq and is a predicted model, not a curated record.
CCUGGAGCCGAGCCGGGAGCGGCGGGGGCUGGGAGCGGGGCUGGCCCUGCCAGGCGCUGGGCUCCCCUGGAAGCUAGUCCCGAGCGGAGGGCUCUAUUGUUAUUUAUUGUGCGGCUGUUGCACGCUGUGCCUGCUGCCCAGGCUCGGCGCAUGGGGCUUGCCCGGCUAGAGUACGGGGAGGGACGGGCAGGCAGACUCACCCGCGCUGGGGGAGCCCGUAGUGGGCACCGACAGGCCGUCUCCAGCGGAGCCCCAAGUUUUGCCUGCCGGAGCAGCAGCAGCCUUUGCUGAGGAGCUGUGUACUGGCGAUCAUUCACUCAGAGCCUCUCUCACUGCUAUCUCCCGUCAAUCUCCUGAGAGCCACUUUCUGAGUGAUUCCAGCUUCCGAACAUGGUUCCCAUGGUAGGGGUUUUGAUCCCUUGCCAGAUUUGCCCUGAGCCAUGAGUGAAUAUGUGUAAUGCCCACAAGUAAAACUGAUUGGAAAAUACUUCAGAAGAACAUCAUCUUUGCGGAUGAAUUUCACUCAGCCAUAAAUAGAGAGGACUGUAAUGCUGUCUUGGUCAAAAGAGCAGUUACUGGGGUAAGAAGAGUGACCUUUUUGGGUGGCUGUAACUGAAGAUUGCUUUGCAGAAGCAACUAAAGUAGAAGGGAGAGAGCACUCCUGCAAGACGACUAGCACAGUAAUAGAGCAUCUGAUGGCUAGAAAAUUCUGUGUGGAACAAACAAGGACUUAGAAGGUCUAGGACAAAGGGAUAGGGCUAUGAACAAGGUUUUUGAGUCAUGAUGCAAGAAUCUGGGAUUGAGACAAAAAGUAACGGUUCAGCUAUUCAGAAUGGAGCAAGCAGCGGCAACCAUUUACUAGAGUGCAGUCUACGGGAAGUGAGAUCCAACGGUGAGACACCUUCAGUUGAAAUCGGGGCUGCAGAUUUAGCACAUCUUCAGCAACAGCAGGCUCUGCAGGUGGCACGACAGUUUCUACUGCAGCAACAGCAGCAGCAACAAGUUAGUGGAUUAAAGUCACCCAAGAGGAAUGACAAACAACCAGCCCUUCAGGUUCCAGUGUCAGUGGCUAUGAUGACACCUCAAGUUAUCACUCCCCAACAAAUGCAGCAGAUCCUCCAGCAACAAGUGCUAACUCCCCAGCAACUCCAGGUCCUGCUCCAGCAGCAGCAGGCACUCAUGCUUCAACAGCAGCAGCUUCAAGAGUUUUAUAAGAAACAACAGGAACAGUUGCAGCUUCAACUUUUACAGCAACAACAUGCUGGAAAACAGCCUAAAGAGCCACAGCAACAGCAAGUGGCUACACAGCAGUUGGCCUUUCAGCAGCAGCUCUUACAGAUGCAACAACUGCAGCAGCAGCAUCUCCUGUCUUUGCAGCGUCAAGGUCUGCUAACAAUCCAGCCUGGCCAGGCUACGCUGCCUUUGCAGCCUCUUGCUCAAGCAUUUGCUGCCUUCCACUUCCAAACUGAACGUUACCCUCAUACAUUGAAAGGCAUGAUUCCAACAGAACUGCAGCAGCUCUGGAAAGAAGUGACAAGCUCUCAUACAGCAGAGGAAAUAGCAAGCAACAACCACAGCAGUUUGGACCUGUCCACCACAUGUGUCUCCUCUUCAGCACCUUCUAAGACCUCCUUAAUAAUAAACCCACAUGCCUCAACUAACGGACAGCUAUCGGUCCACACUCCUAAAAGGGAGAGUUUAUCCCACGAGGAGCACUCACAUAGCCAUCCGCUUUAUGGACAUGGUGUAUGCAAAUGGCCAGGCUGUGAAGCAGUUUGUGAAGACUUCCAGUCAUUUCUAAAACAUCUCAACAAUGAGCAUGCGCUGGAUGAUAGAAGUACAGCCCAAUGUAGAGUACAAAUGCAGGUUGUUCAGCAGUUAGAGCUACAGCUUGCAAAAGACAAAGAGCGCCUGCAAGCUAUGAUGACACACCUGCAUGUGAAGUCAACUGAACCAAAAGCCACCCCUCAGCCUCUGAAUCUGGUAUCAAGUGUCACACUGUCAAAGACGGCCUCUGAGGCUUCUCCACAGAGCUUACCUCAUACUCCGACCACCCCAACUACACCCAUCACUCCUGUCAUCCAGGGACCUUCUGUCAUCACUACCACCAGCAUGCACAACGUUGAACCAAUCAGGAGGCGGUGCCCUAAUAAAUACAAUGUGGCCAUUUCUUCAGCAGAUCUUGCUCAGAACCAAGAAUUUUAUAAGAACGCAGAGGUUAGACCACCAUUCACGUAUGCAUCUUUAAUUAGGCAGGCUAUCCUCGAAUCUCCAGAAAAGCAACUAACACUAAAUGAAAUCUACAACUGGUUCACACGAAUGUUUGCUUACUUCAGACGCAAUGCAGCGACAUGGAAGGGUGCCAUUCGCACCAACCUCUCCCUGCAUAAGUGCUUUAUCAGAGUAGAGGAUGAGUUUGGGUCCUUUUGGACUGUUGAUGAUGAAGAGUUUAAACGUGGCCGUCAUAUUCAACGAGGCCGUCCUCGAAAAUUCUGCCCCGAUGAAAACUUUGGCGAGCUUGUUGCACAUAACCCUUCUCUUAUUAAAAACAUACAGACCAGCCACACCUACUGCACACCUCUCAAUGCUGCUUUACAGGCUUCAAUGGCUGAUAAUAGUAUACCUCUAUACACUACUGCUUCCAUGGGAAACCCCACUCUGGGCAAUUUAGCCAAUGCUAUGAGGGAAGAUCUUAAUGGUGCAAUGGAGCAUACGAACAGUAAUGAGAGUGACAGUAGUCCAGGACGUUCCCCUAUGCAAGCAAUGCACCCUGUGCAUGUCAAAGAAGAACCGUUGGAUCCAGACGAAAACGAAGGCCCGCUAUCCUUAGUGACAACAGCCAAUCACAGUCCAGAUUUUGAUCAUGACAGAGAUUAUGAAGAUGAACCUGUAAAUGAGGACAUAGAAUGAGUAUGUCUGACGUCAUUAUCCUGAGAAUGAAGAUUGGAAAAACACGUCAAAUUUAGCUGUGAAAUCUCUCCAUUAUUGUACAGUCUGGAGGAUUUUCAGUACACUUUGACAACUAUGAAAUAUGUUAACUCUUAGUGCCAUCAAGUAUCCCAUUUGGGAGUAUUUUUGAUUUUUCUACUUUUUGUUGAAAAAAGGAAUUUGUACUCUGUGCAUUGGAUGGACUUGUUUGGUACUUGGGAUUUUCCUCUCUUACAGUCAACAUCAGUGUUGUAAAUUUGCUAAACUGAUUCACUUACUCACAUUUAGCAGCAGGUUUUGGACUGCAGUCCUGCCAAAUUUGGACACUGAGGACAUCAAACUCUGAGCAUGUACACCUAAACUGCAGAUCAAGCCUUUGCCCAGAUUUUAAGGAUUCCAAUGGACAACAUAUUUGCACAGUACUGCAUGUUGGUUAUCACUGCCUUUACUCCU